Penicillium taxi is the source of this 1158-nucleotide messenger RNA. Its product is annotated as MBL fold metallo-hydrolase. Bases 1 to 1158 code for a protein of 385 amino acids. The transcript has a single exon. NCBI's taxonomy places the organism in Eukaryota, Fungi, Ascomycota, Eurotiomycetes, Eurotiales, Aspergillaceae. The record is from RefSeq and is a predicted model, not a curated record.
AUGCAGAGUGCUAAAAUACCGGAAAACAUAGCCCCUUCUCUAAACAUCCCUCCUUCUUCCAGUAUAUGUGAAAUUUCCAUUGUCAAUACUACUUGUGACAUUUUGGCCACUUCCUCGGCUUUACUCGAGCCGACCAUCAAGGGUCAUGAGUUUCUCAAUUUGCGCACAUAUGCCUUCUACAUCUACAAUACCCAGCUAAACAAGCGCCUGUUGUACGAUAUGGGAUCUCGGAAGGACUGGUGGAACUUUCCCCCUGCGAUCUUAAAUUCCCUUCGAAGCAAAGGCAUUCCGGGCCUGCGAGUCACUUCUGACAUUGACGAAAUCCUCUUUGACGGAGGCGUAGAUCCCCAGUCUAUCGAUGCGGUAGUGUGGAGCCACUUUCAUUGGGAUCAUAUUGGGAACAUUCAAAGAUUCCCCAAGUCCACAGACUUGAUUGUGGGCAGCGGCUUCAAGGACACAUAUCUGCCUGGUUACCCAACAAACCCCAAUUCAACAUUUUUCGAUGCUGAUUUUGAAGGCCGCUUUCUCAAUGAGCUCUCGUUCGAUGAGAACUCACUCAAGGUUGGGGAAUUCCCUGCACAUGACUAUUUCGGAGAUGGGAGCUUUUAUAUCCUCAGCACGCCAGGUCAUACUGCGGGACAUAUCUCAGCUCUCGUCCGUACGACCCCUGACACAUUUGUCUUCUUGGGUGGUGAUAUAUGUCAUUUUCCUGGAAUGUAUCGCCCGAAUCAGUACGCUCCAAUGCCAGAUACACUACCAGAGGAAACAAACCUAGGCUCAAGUUUCCCAGUGCCAUGUCCAUGUUCUUUAUUUACUGCAUGUCAUCCUGCAGGACCUGCUCAUGCGCAAAACACUCCAUUCUACCAACCUGCGAGUAGCUCAAGUUCCUGGUAUGAUGACCCCCUGGAGGCUGUCAAGUCUGUCAAGGGAUUAAUGGAGUUUGAUGCAUCUGAUAAUGUUCUUGUGGCCAUUGCGCAUGAUCCAGUCCUUCAGGAUGUGUGCACAAUGUUCCCAUCUGGUACAAUAAAUGACUGGAAGACUAAGGGAUGGAAGCACCAAGUGCAUUGGAGAUUUGUGCGCGAAUUGCCAAUCAAUGGAGAGCCUGGACGACCCAAAGUCGUGGAAGGAAGACUUAAACACGGUGUGGCUGUCGAGUGA